AUGACGGAGCAACAAGAGAAAGAGAAGAAGAGAGGAAAAAGAAGACAUCUCUCACCAUCGUACUUUCAUGAGGAUCUGAUCUCGGAGGUCCUGUUAAGGCUGGCUGCGAAAUCUGUUGCCAAGUCUAGAUGCGUGUCGAAGCUCUGGUCCUCAAUCACCACACUUCCAUGUUUCAUUAGGUCGUUCGAGGCUCGAUCCUCGAAAAGUCCCUGUCUUCUGCUCUUGUUAGAGGAAGGCAGUAAGCUCUUUGUUUUCUCCCUAGCACAAGACCAGAAUUCAAACAACAACAACAACAACAAGAAGCUUGUUGUGGUGAACAGUUAUGCGAUUGCAAGUCCCCAAGGAUGUUCCUUUUUAAGCGCCCAGUCGGUUAACGGCUUGAUCUGCGGUCAAGGGGACGGGGAUCCGCAGAUUUGGAACCCAACCACGAGGCGCUUCUCAACUUUACCAAACCCGGAAAGCAGCUGGAGUAGCGGCUCGGUGAGCUUUUUAGGAUACGACCCGAUCGAUGGUACAUACAAAGUGCUGGCAUUGCCUUGUGAACCUGUUUAUUUAUGUUCCACUGUUUGCGGGAAUCCGGUACACAUUCUCUAUUUUGAUCCAAAGGGAAACAGCUUCAGAAAAGUCGUGGUUGAAGGAGUUGCUGAUGACCAUUUUAGGCGCCUUUAUGGAUUCGGAGACGAACCUCUCGACAUCAUACGCGCUUAUCCGAAUCACAUUGAGAGUCUAAUGUCUCCGUACUAAGUCCUCAACUUAUUUUUUUUUGUUGUGGACAUUUUGAGAAGAGGAUAUGUUAGUCUCCAUUCCUAACUCAAUCUUAUAAGUAGAAUCGUUGUUGUGAUCCUACUUGAGUCUUUUCAGGCUCAACAGGAAAAGACUCGAUA
Molecule: messenger RNA, 884 nt
Organism: Eutrema salsugineum
Lineage: Eukaryota; Viridiplantae; Streptophyta; Magnoliopsida; Brassicales; Brassicaceae
Product: putative F-box protein At1g47730
Exons: 2
Coding region: 1-744 (247 amino acids)
Molecular function (GO): protein binding
Source: RefSeq, a predicted model, not a curated record